UACUCCAUACCAUAGCGACCAAUGAGUCGGAGAAAAACGAGAACUUGGAGUUCGACUGACCCUAUCAUUGAACCUAUCAUUGAAAUAAAAUCGACCAAAAGGUCGUCUUUUUCUUCUAGUGUAACACAAAAUUGGGACUACAAAAUUAUGCCAGGAGCCGAAGAUGUUAAUAUAUAAUUGUUGCUCCCGUUUGUCAAGUCACAAUCAACUCUUUCUUCUCGGCUCGCGUAGUCUUCCGACGACAUUCUUCCACUUCUCCUCUACCCUGUCAAUAUCAUCAUCCACUUCGUCCCUUGCUGUUAAGAUGAAGUCGGAGUCCAAGUCGCCGCCGGUAGCCAAGAAGGUGGAGCAUGUCAUGGAGUUGUUCGAUGACGUUAGAGUUGACCACCAUUACUGGCUCCGCGAUGAUUCUCGCUCCAAUCCUGAGAUCCUUUCCUAUCUCCACGACGAGAAUGCCUACACUGACUUUGUUAUGUCUGGGACCAAAGAAUUUGAGCAGCAGCUUUUUGCUGAAAUAAGAGGUCGAAUCAAGGAGGACGACAUUUCUGCUCCAAGAAGACAAGGGCCUUACUACUACUAUACAAAGACUUUGGAGGGCAAGGAGUAUGUUCAGCAUUGCCGCCGCUAUAUAUCCAAUAAUGAAACGCCACCUUCAGUCCACGAUGUCAUGCAAACCGGACCUAAUGAUCCUCCUGAGCAUCUUAUUCUGGAUGAGAAUGCUAAGGCUGAAGGCCACGAUUAUUACAGUGUUGAUGCUUUCGAGGUUAGUCCAAAUCAUAAACUGGUCGCAUAUGCAGAGGAUACCAAGGGAAAUGAAAUUUACACUGUUCAUAUCAUUGAUGUUGAGACUGGAGCCCCUAUUGAGAAGCCUUUGACUGGUACAACGUCUUCUCUUCAGUGGGCUGGUAACGAUUUUUUGGUUUACACCACAAUGGAUCACAUACAUCGCUCUGAUAAGGUGUGGUUACACAAGUUGGGGACACAUCAAUCAAGUGACUCAUGCCUUUAUCACGAGAAGGAUGACAAAUUUACUGUGCAUAUUGAAGCUUCAGAGAGUGAAAAGUAUCUUUUUGUUGUAUCUGGCAGCAAAAAUACUAGGUUUGCUUUCUAUAUUGAUGUUACCAAGGCUGAAGAAGGUGUGAAGCCUUUGACACCUCGUGUCGAUGGCAUUAGUACAUUAGUCAGCCAUCGUGGAAAUCAUUUCUAUAUUCGUAGGAGAACUAAUGAGUUUUUCAAUUCUGAGCUACUAGCCUGUCCAUUGCAUAACAUUUCUGCAACUACAGUUCUUAUUCCUCAUAGGGAAAGCGUAAAAAUUUGGGAUGUACAACUCUUUGCUGAUCAUCUAGUUGUAUAUGAGCGAGAGAAUGGUCUACCCAAAAUAACGGCAUAUAAACUUCCAGAUGUCAAUGAGCCACUUACAAGCCUAAAGGAUGGUCGGGCUGUUGAUUUUAUUGACCCUGUAUACUCUGUGGAUUCAAAACCAUCAGAGUUUUCUUCCAGCAUUUUGAGGUUUUCAUAUAGCUCAUUGCGGACACCUCCCUCUGUUUACGAAUAUGAUAUGAACAUAGGCAUUUGUGUUCUGAAGAAGAUUGAGACAAUCUUGGGAGGUUUUGAUUCUUCUAAUUAUGUUGCUGAAAGGAAAUGGGCCACGGCUUCAGACGGUACCCAGAUUCCUAUAUCAGUUGGUUAUAGGAAGGAUCUUGUGAAAAUUGAUGGCUCUCAUCCAUUACUGCUUUAUGGCUAUGGUUCAUAUGAGAUAUGCAUAGAUACCAAAUUUAAGGCGUCAAGGCUGUCUUUAUUGGAUCGCGGUUUCAUCUUUGCAAUCGCUCACGUUCGUGGUGGUGGUGAAAUGGGAAGACAGUGGUAUGAGAAUGGGAAGUUUUUGAAGAAAAAAAAUACUUUCACAGAUUUUAUUACUUGUGCAGAGUAUUUAAUAGGAGAAAAAUACUGUUCCAAGGAAAAAUUAUGCAUUGAAGGAAGGAGCGCAGGGGGAUUGCUUAUUGGUUCUGUUCUUAAUAUGAAGCCUGAUCAGUUCAAGGCUGCCAUAGCUGGAGUGCCUUUUGUGGAUGUUCUGACCACUAUGCUUGAUCCAAGUAUUCCUCUUACAACUGAAGAGUGGGAGGAAUGGGGAGACCCUCGGGUGGAGGAGUUCUAUUACUAUAUGAAAUCAUAUUCCCCUGUUGAUAAUGUUAAGCCUCAAAACUAUCCUAACAUCCUUGUUACAGCUGGCUUACAUGAUCCACGAGUUAUGUAUUCAGAACCUGCAAAAUUCGUGGCAAAACUGAGGGAUAUGAAAACCGAUGAUAAUCUGCUGCUGUUCAAAUGUGAACUCGGUGCUGGGCAUUUUUCAAAGUCAGGAAGAUUUGAGAGGCUUCAAGAAGAUGCAUUCAUAUAUACUUUUCUUAUGAAGGUUCUAAAUAUGAUUCCUGACUCUGGUUCUGACCAGAGCUGAUGAACUUGUUGUGGCGAGCAAUGCAAAUUUAUGGCGCCCAUCUUUGCAGGCAAACAGCGCACCCACUAUUGUGGUUCUGCUCUAGAACAUUGGAUUUUGGGGUGUACUGAGAUGUAAAGAAACAUUUAAAGAUACAAUUUGCAUUUUUUUUUUUUCUUUUUAUUGGGCAUUAGAUGGUAUGAUUUUCCCCUUUUAUGCAUAUUUGCAUGGGAGUUAAUAGCAAUUGGAAUUGAAAAAGAUACAGUAAGUUUUUCUUUACUCUAA
Molecule: messenger RNA, 2716 nt
Organism: Jatropha curcas
Lineage: Eukaryota; Viridiplantae; Streptophyta; Magnoliopsida; Malpighiales; Euphorbiaceae
Biological process (GO): proteolysis
Cellular component (GO): cytosol
Molecular function (GO): serine-type endopeptidase activity
Source: RefSeq, a predicted model, not a curated record